AUGUCGCCAACAACGCCGAGGUCUCCCAGCCGGCACCAACCAACGUCUCCGCCGAGCAACUACAUGCAGGCGGUCCAAAGCCUGGACGCCCGGCCGUUGGCAGAACUCCACAACGAGUACUCAUACCUCGUUCACGACCUGCAGAAGCAAGGCGACCGGGCCACCCGACUCUUCCACCGGUACGCCGCCGUCGAUGCCCGUCUAGCAGAAGCACAGACCGCAUCAGAGGCCAAAAGGUGCAAGCGAGAAGCGUCUCUGAUCAAGACCAAGAUCGCCGAGAGCACCCAGCAAGAAAAGCUCAUCCUGCUCCGGCUGGGCCAGAUGCACGUCGAGCUCCAGACUAGAAACCGCUGGAUGACGGUGCACCACCAACAGCCAGUUCUGCACCUGCCGCCCCUCGUUUAUCCUCCUCCACCUCCUGCGGCGCCGCCAGCGCCAACUCUGAGCCAGGGUCAGGAUCAAGCACCCUGCAAUCGCCUGAGCUCGUGCCAGGAGCAGAAGGGCAGCAGAAACAACUCGACGACAGAGUGGCCGUCGGACUCUAAUUCAUGCGGGUCGCCGCCGCUGCAGCCCCCGUCCUUCGUCUUGAGCCCGCUGUCUCCGUGCUUCACGCCGGGUGCAGUGGUCUUUUCCGAGGACAUUUGGUCGCGGGCGUCCAAGACGUCGUCUGCCGGGAAGCAAAUGCCGAUCGAGUCCGUCGACGGCGAGGCCGAGGAGCAACAACGAGAUGAAGAAAUUCGAGCAAGUCAUCAACUGCCUGGACCAGCGACAGCACGCACAGCGGGAGCAACCCACGGCGAGAAACAGCCCCAGAAGGCAGAGGAGGACACCAACCCCGGUUUCCCCGAGAAGGACAUCCACGAAGACCAGGAGCAAGAGCCAGAGCCAGAGCAAGAAGAGGAUGAUGAGGAGCCGUGGAUGACUGAAUUGAGGCGCGUCUCGCUCUACUCACCUCUCUCGUCGUCGCUCCGGGCUAGGAACAGCGACAAGCGCAUGAGCCUGCCAUAUUUCAAGAGCCUGUGGCCGCCCUCAUCCCGGUCGAGGAGGGGUAGUUUCCAGUCGACGGCUGGGCUAAGGGAAACGGUGUUGACUUACUUGGGGUGA
Messenger RNA from Parathielavia appendiculata, 1104 nucleotides. RefSeq lists its product as uncharacterized. NCBI's taxonomy places the organism in Eukaryota, Fungi, Ascomycota, Sordariomycetes, Sordariales, Chaetomiaceae. The record is from RefSeq and is a predicted model, not a curated record. The transcript has 3 exons. Bases 1 to 1104 code for a protein of 367 amino acids.